AUAAGUAUGGAACGAGAUUAUGCUCCACUGAGUACAGCGUGUGUCCGAGCGUUGAACGAUAAAAUGUAUGAUAAGAGAAAAGCAGCAGCUCUAGAAAUUGAAAAGAUGGUUAAAGAAUUUGCUGCUGUAAACAAUUCUAUGCAAAUACGACGGUUAUUAAAAGUAUUGGGGCAAGAUUUUGCAAUGUCUAAAAAUCCUAAUGCUAAAAAAGGAGGUUUAAUAGGACUUGCUGCCAUGGCUGUUGGAUUAGGAAAAGAUUCUGUAAAUUAUAUUGAUGAUUUAAUUAUACCUAUAUUGGUGAAUUUUAACGACUCAGAUUUAAAAGUCCGAUACUAUGCCAGUGAGUCACUAUAUAAUGUUUCUAAAGUGGCUCGUAGUGCUGUAUUAAAACAUUUUCCUGAUAUAUUUAAAUCAUUAAGUAAAUUAGCCACUGAUCCUGAUCAAAAUGUUAAAAAUGCCUCAGAGCUCCUUGAUCGUUUAAUGAAAGAUAUUGUUACUGAUCAUUCUAACAUUUUUGAUCUUAUUGGAUUUAUACCAUUGUUGAGAGAGCGCAUUUAUACAGACAAUACAUUUGCAAAACAAUUCAUAAUUUCAUGGAUUACGGUUUUGGAUGAUGUUCCAUCAAUUGAUUUAGUGAUAUAUUUACCAGAAAUUUUGGAUGGUUUAUUUAAAAUGUUGUCUGAUCCAACAUUUGAAAUAAAAAAAAUGUGUGAUGCUGUCUUGAAGAAAUUUUUACAGGACUUACAUCAAAAUCCUGAAAAAGUAGAAUACACCGAUAUGAUAAAUACUUUAGUAAUAUAUUCAUAUUCUACAGAUGAAUUUGUCCAGUAUACAGCAAUGUGUUGGAUAAAGGAAUUCAUUGACUUAUAUGGUUCAAAAAUCUUACCAUUUACAUCUAGUAUUUUAAAAGCUUCAAUGGCAUCUAAUUCAAACCAUGAUAAUGAGUCCCAAAUGCGUAUCAAACAAACUGCUAAAUUAGUCAAUUCAACAUUAAUGGAGCUUAUUAUUGGUGUAAAAGAUAUUACUGAUGAUUCAAAAGAAAGCACUGAAGGUGAAAAUCUAGACCUUGCAUCAGUUAUUACUGUUUUUACUAAAGAAUUAAGUGGAUCAGCAAUUGAGACUAAAAUAACAGUAUUAAAAUGGAUCUAUCAUUUAUUUAUUAAUUUACCUAAUAGAAUGAUUGUUCAUAUGGAAUCAAUAUUUCCAUUAUUGUUGUCAACAUUAUCAUAUCCUAAUGAAGAAGUUGUACAUAACAAUUUGAAAGUUAUUGCAAAAAUAAUUUCACCAUCAGCUGCUCAAACAAAUAAUAAACAUUAUUUUGAUAGUUUUAUUAUAAGUCUAUUAAAACAAUUCAGUUGUGAUCGAACGCUAUUGAAAGACCGUGGACAGUUUAUCAUAAGGCAAAUUUGUGGUUUAUUAAAUUCUAAUGAUAUUUAUCGUACAUUGUCUACAUUCUUGUUGGAUGAGGAGAAUAUGAAAUUUGCAUCUGUGAUGGUAGGAACAUUGAACACAAUAUUGUUGACAUCUCCUGAAUUGUAUGAUCUUCGUACUCAAUUGCGAGCUGUUGAAAAACAAGAAAACCGAGAAAUGUUUCUAUGUUUAUUUCGAACAUGGUGUCAUAAUCCAGUAGCUGCAGUUGCACUGUGUUUGCUUACUCAAAAUUAUCUGCUCGUCUGUAAGUUGUUACAAAAAUUUGCAUCAAUGGACAUUACUGUUGAUUUACUCGUUGAAGUAGAUAAAUUAAUCCAACUAUUGGAAUCACCAAUAUUUAUUUAUUUAAGAAUGGAGCUCUUAGAAGAACCAGUAAAUCAGUAUUUAAUUCAAGCGCUUUAUGGACUCCUCAUGAUAAUGCCACAAUCAGAUGCAUUUCAAUUACUGAGACACAGGUUAAAAUGUGUUCCUAAUUUAAGAAUAGGAUCAGAAAAGUCAAACUCUGAAAAAGUCAAGGUAGAUUUUAAAAAUGUAUUUGAUACAAAUACAAUGUUAAAUCAUUUUACUACGCUACAAGAGAAACAUAGAAAUUACCGAAUAACUUCUAAUGCACAACAGCUUGAUAAAGCUAUUUCUAAAAUUGAUAUAUAACAAUUAUAGCCUUACAUUUUAAAUCAUUAAUUAUUAUAUGCCAUUUUUAUUUUGUAAACAGAGAUAACCAAUGUGCUACUUGUAUACAUUGCAAAAUUGCGCUCAACAUUUUAAUUAGCUAAAAUAUGACUUUAUUGUUGUUAUUUGUUUUAGAAACAUCUUGAUGAUUGGG
Molecule: messenger RNA, 2254 nt
Organism: Sipha flava (yellow sugarcane aphid)
Lineage: Eukaryota; Metazoa; Arthropoda; Insecta; Hemiptera; Aphididae
Product: protein VAC14 homolog
Exons: 14
Coding region: 7-2082 (691 amino acids)
Biological process (GO): positive regulation of kinase activity; phosphatidylinositol biosynthetic process
Cellular component (GO): endosome membrane; PAS complex
Source: RefSeq, a predicted model, not a curated record